AUGGGAAAUAAUGCUUCUAAUAUAUCCCCAAACAACAGAUUAGGUAUCUCAAUUACAAAACAAGUCUCAAGCAACACCCGCUUUCCAUCCUCUCAGCGUGGUUCGAUUCUUUCUGCUUUUAUAAUCCUCCCUGACCUUUCAGAAUGAUCUGAAAAUUCUCGACUUUAUCAUAUUAUUUUAGUAUCACCCCGAAGUAUUGACAUGUUCUGCUUAUAAUUAAAGUAUGACGUCGCUCGAAUUUUCUGGUCUAAAACCGAAAAUCAUCCCUUGCAUAUUUUAAUUAUGAGGUUUAGUUUCCCCUGGUGAAUUUAUCUCAGAUGUGCCAGGGAAGCAAGAGCUGAGUGGUUUUUCCUACAAAACUCCUGACCAUAGGGAAUUUUCCAGAAGGGUCCACUACCUCAGGUGGUGAACUAUGAACUUUAGGGUGCCGAUCAGACCAGAGUAAGUGCCUGAGCUCAAAGAAGAGUCGUCGAAACCCAAACUUCAAGAUUUACGUCCUUAUUGGUGAGCAAAGUCCAAGAUGCCACACCUUUGGGGUGCCCUGAGAAAAAAUGGCACAAAAUUCGCCCUAGAGUGGUGUUUUUAGGAUACUAAACGUGCUAUUUAUAAUUAAGAUAAAGUUAUGUUUUGCUUACUAACAGGAGAUGCUCGCAUUCAAAAAUACCAGCCAAAGCGCGGAAUUCACAUUAUGAGCGCUUGCCACUCCAAAGAAAGCAUUCGAGGCAAUAUCAUUGUUGUAGCAGAGUCUGAUAAAAUUUUCAAAAUAAUUCACACUUAUACUUUUGCAAUUCUUUCAGAAAUAAAUUCCCAUUCCACAAGUAAAAUAACUUGUAUGAUAAACCCAGCACCUGAUCUAAUUUACGCAGGGUUUCAUGACGGGUCAAUAAAAGUUUGGCAUUUCUCUCAGGAGUCUCCACAAUUUUAUUUUCAUGAAGACUCGAUAGUUCCGAGUGUGAGGACAAUUGAAUAUUCCCAUAUACAAAGAUUUAUUGUUGUGGGGUAUGAAAACUCAUAUCAAAAAGAAGACGGGAGCUAUGUUAAACUUGAUAACAACCCGCUGAGGAUUUAUUAUGCAGCUGCUAAUGAACAAAAUAAAUCAUUAUUAUUAGAAGGAUUUUUAGGGGCUUGCUUAUCAAUUGUACUAAUAGAAAAUAAAAAUCUUGUGAUAGCGCUGAGUUCUGUACAAAGCGGAGUUUAUAUAUGGGAUUUUAUUACAAGGACUAAAUUACUGUGCUUUAAUGUCCCAAUUAUGAGCCAAGCUCAAGAUAUUGCAAGUAAGCUCACAGCAAUUGAGAUGCCAGGCAUGAGUGAUAUUUUAUUGAUAGGGAAAAGCGAUGGGUCAAUUUUAGUUUCACAAUUAUACUCUAUCGGCCUAAUUUGAUUAUAAAAUAUACUAGGCAUUUACUUUUGAAUAUUAAUCUGAGUCAGGAUAACAUUUAAUGAAGAAGACACAAGCCUAACAUGAAGUCCAUUACAAAAAAUUCAGCCAAAAAUGUACCAAGUGCAGAAUGAAAAAGAAAGCAACUGAAUCACAUAUCUAAGCUAUGAUAAAAGUAUCGAUGCAAUUAUCACUGGGGAUGCCUCCUGCAGUGUUAGAAUAGUCUCAAAUUUAUUUGAUGAAUGUUUAGGAAUAAAACAAAUAGCACAUGAGUCACAGGAUGUUGAACAACUAGAUAAAUCUUUGGAAGAGGAGAAAAAAUAUGACGAGUCUUUAGAAGAGCCAAAGAAAAAUGCAGAGGAUAAUUAA
This is a messenger RNA of Blepharisma stoltei, 1747 nucleotides long. The record is from the annotation of a GenBank genome assembly. Lineage: Eukaryota; Ciliophora; Heterotrichea; Heterotrichida; Blepharismidae.